Molecule: messenger RNA, 2250 nt
Organism: Rotaria sp. Silwood2
Lineage: Eukaryota; Metazoa; Rotifera; Eurotatoria; Philodinida; Philodinidae
Source: the annotation of a GenBank genome assembly
AUGCCUGGUAAAUCACACAUUUGGUGUUCUCAUCCUUAUCAUGAUGAAGUUUUAUCUAAUGGAAAAAAGCGGUGUUCAAAAGUUGGUCAAACACCAUCACAUCCAAAAGGGAAAAGAUCAAUAAGCGAACAACUCGCUAAAUAUAUCAACAGCCAUAGUGAAAGUAUUUUAAACGGAAGUUCGACAAAACUUGAAGAAGGUGAUUAUCUUUGUUCAACAUGUUAUACAAAGGAAGAAAAUCUUUUUAUGAAUGACGAAGAAACAAAUAUGGAUACUGAUGAUUGUGAAGAAACACUCAACUACAACAACUUGCACAACGAUUCAGGUUGUCAACAAUGCUCUCCCAUGGAUGAUGAUACACAUGUUGAACAAGAAGAUAUUAAAAGAAAGUUGAACCAAGUAUUUCAAUUUGUGAAUGUCCAGAAAAUCGAUGAUUUCAAACAAAUUUCAAAUGCUAUCGACGAAACUUAUUUCAAACUUCGAGAGUGGAGUAAUACAAUUGCGCCAGCUACUCGUCGUGAUGAAAAACCUGAAACAUUUCACUCACUUAAUGUUUCAAUUGAUGAUGCUGCUUGGAUUCUAAAUCAUCUACGAGAACUGUUCAGUAUCAGCGACAACGAAGAACAACAACGACUUAUGACAAUGUUGCCACCAGAUUGGGGUCGCGAUCGAAUCGCUAACUGGUUUGGUGGUUCACAACACCAAGCUCGACAAUCCAUAGAGCUGCGAACAACUGAUUGUGUUUUCUCGAAACCUGAAGAUCGACGAGGAAAUAAAUCACUUGAUGGACAAAUUGAACUUGCAGUGCAUAACUUCUACACAAGUGACGAAGUCAGCCGGGAAACAUCAUACAAGAAGCAGGUCAUUCAUCCACCACCAUCUAGAAAGCCCGUUCCUUUACGUUUUCUUCAUUCGAACAUUGGUGAGACAUUUCAACAGUUCAAAUUGAAGCAUCCAAACAUGGAAAUAAGUCGAUCCAAGUUCUUUUCACUACGACCAGUUUGGGUGAGGGAACAAACAACUCAUGAAUCAUGUAUGUGUAUUUAUCACGAGAAUGCUGAUUUACUGCUUCAGGGAAUAUCAAAAUCGCUUCAACGCCUCGUCACGAUAAAAAGCUUAAUUGAAGAAACUAUUUGCAAAUCUCCUUCAGAAUCUUGUCAUUAUCGUCAAUGUGCCAAUUGUCGUCAUUUAACAGCAUCUGCUAUACUAUCUGAUGGUAUAGAUAUUGAAACUGAAGAUUCAGCUUCAUGGUCAAUAUGGAAGAAAUUUAAUUCACGUUACGAACUUCUUCAUUUGACUGGUACCUUGCGAGCUCUUUUAGAAGAAAUCGACAAUUUAUGGCCGAACUUCAUUAUACACAACUUUUACACACAUGAACAACGCGACUACAUUGCCUUAAUUAAAGAGACGUCCAGUAUCACCACUUUUGCAAUUGUACAGGUGGACUUUGCUCAAAAUUAUUCGUUGAUUAUACAAAGAGAAAUUCAAUCAGCAUACUAUUCACGUCAACAAGCAACCAUCUUUACAAUAUACAUAAAAGUUGGUGAAGAACAUCGUAACAUGGUGAUAAUCUCCGAUUAUCUUGCACAUGAUACAAAAUUCGUUUACUCUGGACAGAAAUUCAUCGUCAAUUUUCUUCAAAAACAAUACCCAAACGUUUUCAAGCUGAAUUAUGUGAGUGACGGUGCAUCAGCUCACUUCAAGAAUAAAUACAACAUGUACAACCUAGCUCAUCAUCAUGUAGAUUUUAAUAUUGGCGCAUCAUGGACAUUUAGUGCAUCUGGACAUGGAAAAGGUCCUUGUGAUGGCGUGGGAGCAGUGAUUAAGUCAACUGCUACACAACAUAUAAUUAAAGGUGGGCCAAAUGCUUCCUUCUCGUCACCAAAACAAUUUUAUGAAUGGUGUGUCGACAAAAAUGAUCGACUAGUUAUCGCAAGACCUCGUCGAAUAGAUACUUCGAAAUCCAUGACAACUAAGAUGCCCGAACCUAAUCGUCCUAUUGAAGUACGAUGGCUGUCCGGUGAUGUCGUCAACAAUGAAUUCGAAAACUGUUUAAAACAGCGGUGGAGUCAACUUUCUUCUAAAGAUUCAAUUACCGGAAUUCGUGAUAUGCAUCAAUUUGAUGCAGAUACAAAUGGAUCUAUUUCAUCUCAUCGAACUUCACAAUCAAUUCGUACUACCAUCCAUACACUUAAAAUGCCACCUACUCCUCGAUUAACUGCUAAUCGAAACACCAUCGAUGGACGUUAA